Sphenostylis stenocarpa is the source of this 945-nucleotide messenger RNA. NCBI's taxonomy places the organism in Eukaryota, Viridiplantae, Streptophyta, Magnoliopsida, Fabales, Fabaceae. The record is from the annotation of a GenBank genome assembly.
AUGGUGAAUCCAGGGCCACGAGCCAUGUUAGUAAACUUCACAAAGAUGGUGAUAAAACUUGGAAGAGAUGACCCCAGAAGAACUAUUCACUCUUUUAAGGUCGGAUUGGCACUGGUCUUGAUCUCUAUUUUGCAAUAUUUUCGUCCCUCCUUCUAUGCUUUUGGUGACAACAUAAUGUGGGCGGUUCUCACCGUCGUUCUUGUCCUAGAAUUUUCUGUGGGUGCAACACUUGGAAAAGGUUUAAACAGGGUGUUGGCAACGGGGUUUGCUGGUGCUCUGGGUGUUGCAAUCCGUAAAAUAGCUAGCUUUUCUGGGGAGAAGGGUAAGGUUGUAAUGACUUCAGUCUCUGUGUUUUUCAUAGCUGGAACAGUGACAUUUAUGAGAUUUUCCCCGCGACUGAAGGCAAAAUAUGAUUAUGGGUUGAUUAUAUUUAUAUUGACCUUUAGUUUAGUAUCUCUUUCGGAAAGUAAUGAGAAGGAAGUGUUAAAAGUUGCUCAAGAGAGGUUAUUAACGAUCGUCAUUGGGAGUUGUAUAGCUAUUAUGGUAUGUAUUUGCAUUUGCCCCGUUUGGAUUGGGCAGGAUCUCCACAAUCAAAUUGCUUCAAAUGUUGAAAAGCUCGCCGACUUUUUAGAAGGAUUUGGAGAUGAAUACUUCAACAAUAUAGGGAAGACAGCAGAAGUUGAGGGUGAUAAGUCAUUUCUCCACAGAUUUGAAAGUGUCCUCUCUUCAAAAUCUAGUGAAGAAACAAUGGCUGUUUUGGCAAGAUGGGAACCGUGGCAUGGCAGGUUCAGAUUUCGCCACCCGUGGAAGCAAUACUUAAACACUGGGAACCAAAUUCGGUUGUGUGCUUACAAAAUUAAAGCUCUUAGUGUCUUGCUCCUCCUCUCUGAGCAAGUACGUACAGUAUUUCACAUUUCUUUUGCAAAUUCUCUGGAUUUCCUUUGA